This is a messenger RNA of Carassius auratus (goldfish), 3501 nucleotides long. Its product is annotated as Krueppel-like factor 15. The record is from RefSeq and is a predicted model, not a curated record. Gene Ontology annotation, molecular function: RNA polymerase II cis-regulatory region sequence-specific DNA binding; DNA-binding transcription factor activity, RNA polymerase II-specific. The coding region runs from base 236 to 1357 and encodes 373 amino acids. NCBI's taxonomy places the organism in Eukaryota, Metazoa, Chordata, Actinopteri, Cypriniformes, Cyprinidae. Gene Ontology annotation, biological process: regulation of transcription by RNA polymerase II. The transcript has 3 exons.
UCGGAUCCGUGCCCUAGAGUGCAUUUCGAUGCGUGUCAUGUGACAGACCUCUGUGAGAAAUGCCAACAUGGAACCGUGGCAAGGACGAUGUUCUUCCCAACAAUAACAUUGAAAGGGGCAUCUGGAUUCAUCCUAUUUCGCACAUCCACAAUCUGGACAUUUCAAUCCAUAUUUACACAAGUGUUUACAAAUCGUGGCAACACCUUCAGCCUUCCUCUGAUCUGCACACCAACAAAUGGUCUCCAUAAGUGACAAAGUGGUGGCCACUGCUAAUGAAUCGUUUGCGGACCAUGCCUUGGCCACCUUGCCCUUCGUGGAAGUGGCAGGCAGUGAGAGCAGCGAGAGGGGCAGCUCCAUCUCAUGCUCCAGUCCCGAAACCGGAGAUGCUGGAGCUCAGCUCGACUACAGCCCUGGGUUGGAAGACGAGGACGAUGGGCCGCUGCAGAUCUUUUUCGACUCCACGGAGGAGAUGUUGACUCAGCCGCCCAGGAUGCCUGAUUUUAUACCCCAGCUCUCCAGCACCUUUUCUCCAACCCUGGAGGACAUUGAGGAGUUCUUGUUGGAGAAGAUGGAGCUUUUAAGUGAUGCUCCUCUUAGUCCAGAGGAAAAGGCAAAGGAGGAUGAGCCUCCCAUACAGCCGUCUUCCCCCGUUGACAUAGAGCCGAAAUUCAGCCCGAUGACAAUGUCUCCUAACGCUCAGAGUGUUAACACCACGGCUAGUGCUACGCCGUUGCUCAUUGGUGCUCCAUUUGUGUUUCAAUUGCAACCUCUCCAGCUAAGCCACACCCUCCCACAGCCAGACACCCAAUCGGGUGUGGCCAGUGGGCUUCAGGUGGCCCAUCUGGUGCUUGGUGUCCAAGGGGCACAGAACAUUACCCUCCUUUCACCGCAGGUGCCCUCAGCAACUCUCCUCCCCAUUGUUGGUGAGGCCGUCAACCAAGACCAAAAGUAUGUGAAGAUCGCUCCCUUGCCUAUUGCCAUCAGGGCGGUCGGAAUAGCGGGCACAGGCCUGGUCAAAGCCAUCACACCACGUCCAUCCAGGUCCUCCACGGAAACCUUGCGGGUACAUAAAUGCUCUCACCCUGGGUGUGAGAAGAUGUACACCAAGAGCAGCCACCUGAAGGCUCAUUUCCGCAGACACACAGGAGAGAAACCCUACCUGUGCAGCUGGCCAGACUGUGGCUGGAGGUUCUCUCGCUCUGAUGAGCUGUCCCGCCAUCGGCGCUCUCACUCGGGAGUCAAGCCUUAUGAGUGCACAAUGUGUGACAAAAAGUUCGCCAGGAGUGACCACCUGUCCAAACACACUAAGGUGCACCGGGGUCCUCGUGCCGGCAGACUGGUCAGGGCAAACGUCUGAUCGCCGCAUAAACCUGGAGUGUGAUUCCUGGAGUCUGAGAGGGAAAGCUAUGAUACCUACAGUAUACAGGCUCACAGCCCGUAACCUUCCGCCUUCAUUCUUGUCUCGGUUUCUUCCCCCACUUUUUUAUCGUUUAUCUUGGUGCUACAGUCAGCUAACUUGAAACUCAGGGAUGUGAUUGUUAAGCUCAAAGCAGAUUUCUGGCUUUUUGGUGGGCUGAAGUAAAGCUCACAGUCGAUUUCAUCACGUUUCGUCCUUCGCUGGUGUCGAGCUACAGGUUGAGCUGCAACAGAUUUCCAGAUCUGUAUUUAUUGCCUUUAAACAGAGGUUGCAGGAAGUCUGGUGAUCUAAAGGGCGAUACACAGGCUAAUUUGAAGAAAUGCGUUUCUUGUACAGUUUGUGAAGAUUGUGUUAAAGAUCUAACCAGGUGAAAACAUAAAAGGACCAGAGUGUUAAAACCAGAUUGAAGAAGAAUUUCCCUUAAAUUAAGACGAAAUGCACUAUAAUUUAGGCUAUGCUCAUCAAGCAUGGGCUCUGUCAGGGUGAAUCUCAAGAAAAAUGCUAUAGAAAUGCAAUAUUUAGUCCCACAAAAUGCAAUAAAAAAAUAAUGUUUUACUUGUAUGUUGCAUAAAGAAUAGUUCUUAUGACAGUUAAGUAUAUUUAAAACUAUAAAAUGUCAGUAACCAUAUAAACAUGCAAAAAGCAGCAUAUUUUCAUCAGUGUAAUGUAAAAACAUCUCAUGACCCUAUUGUAAAAAAAAUAAAAUAAAUCAAAAACCAUAUUGCUCAGCAAAAUAUAUUUAAAUGAUAUAGUACUAUUGUUAGUGUACAUUAUGGUAAUAUUAGUUGUUCAAAUUAAUUGAGACUUUUUUAUCUUUAUCUUACAGUCAUGCGAAUCAGAUUGUUCUUUGCAGAGAAAUUGGGGUGGACAAAUGCACUUAAUUGACAUUAAAAUAAUGUCACAAUAUGAAAGAAGUCAUUUUAUUUCAUUCAAAUAAUUUUAUUUGACAUUUCUCGUGAGAUUCACCUUAUUAAAGUACUCUGCUGGAGUACAGCGCUUUUAAAAUGAAUUAUUACAGAAUGCAAAAUUAGGUCUGAUGCAGUUAUUUGUGACAUGUCACAGUGUUUUAGAAUAUAUUUUACUUUUUUAUGUUAUGUUUUAUGCAAACAUUUUAGUCCCCGCCCCUUCCUUUUCGUGCAAACCCAAUCGCGUUGAAAUACCUGUAAUUUUCAUGGCCCAAUCACAUCCCUGCGCCAGCUGAAGGCUAAUUAUGCAUCAAGUUGCUCUCCACAUUUUUUUUUUCUCGUGCCUCAUCUCUCUCAGUCUAUUGAGAGCGAAUGCCAAACCAGGGGUCCCGUGUCUGUAUGGGGCCGUGGAUAACAUCACUACAUGUAUGGAUGAACUUUUGUACUGUAAAACAUAUAAGCUAGAAACAAUUUUCUCUUCGAUCAGUAAUCACACAAAGAGAAUUGUUUCCUUUAUGUUGUCGUAAUGUGCUUUUUGCAUUAGAUCAAUGCAUUUUUUCUACUUAGUGCCGUGUCACGGUUGAUAAGCUAAAUCGCUGAGGACAGGUGUUACUGUCCAUAAAAAACUGGCAGCUGAUCGCUUCCUGUCGAAAUGAAGCUAUCUGGACAUCAUUUUACCGAUACGUCAUUGAAGGCUUCAACUCUCAUUAAUUGGGACUGUGCUUAAGUUUCUUUUCAAAAAGGGUCAUGUUAAUCUACCACAUGGAGUGAAUUUCCUUGACAUCAUCUAGCCUUUUUACUUCUGGUCUUAAGUACUUUAUGCAUUAUUUUUGUUCCCUCUACUUAGUAGCUCAUGUAGGCUUUCUUGAACUAUCAGGUGCUCGCUUAGUAUCUGGACUUAUCAAUACUCUAAACUUUGUAGCAGUUUCUGAAUGAUCACGUAGGUACUUCUUUUUUAAUAUCACAUCGAGAGCAUCCUGAUUUACAGUGUUUCCACUAGUACUGUCAUGUAAGAUCUUCAGUUUCUUGUUCUCUCUCUCUCUUUUUUUUUUUGAAGGGAGAUGUCUGUUUUGGGGAAUUAUAACAUUAUUUUCCCUUGCAAGGGCUCAUCCUUGAUUUUUCUGCCGCCACCUUCAACCCAAUAAAGGCGUUAAAUUAUUUCCUUUAUCUACAACAUCA